This is a messenger RNA of Hevea brasiliensis (rubber tree), 1281 nucleotides long. RefSeq names its product GDSL esterase/lipase CPRD49. The coding region runs from base 251 to 1021 and encodes 256 amino acids. NCBI's taxonomy places the organism in Eukaryota, Viridiplantae, Streptophyta, Magnoliopsida, Malpighiales, Euphorbiaceae. The transcript has 6 exons. The record is from RefSeq and is a predicted model, not a curated record.
CACAGUGAAUAUCUUCUUUUGCAUACGCUUUUAUGAAUUUGCAAUAAAUGAAUUUGCAACAGAACAUUGUCAGCCAAGCUACAAACCUGCAACAGACCUCCAACAUUGGAGCGUUCUUUUAAGGAAGUGGUUGGAAGGUGGGAGCGGUCAUCUUGUUCAUACUUCCAUCAGAAAAGCGUGUUUGCUUGUGUGAAACAGCGCUAGAAAGCGAAGAAAAGUGAGUCUUUUUGAGAGAGAGAGAGAUAUAGAAAUGGUGGGACCAACAAGGCCACAGUUCGUGCUCUUUGGAUCCUCCAUUGUCCAGCUCAGCUUCAGCCAUGGCGGUUGGGGCUCCAUUCUCACCGACAUCUACGCUCGCAAAGCAGACAUAGUGUUGCGAGGGUACUAUGGAUGGAAUUCGAGGCGUGCUGUUGAGGUCCUGGAUCAAAUUUUUCCAAUGGAUGCUGCUGUACAGCCUGCUUUGGUGAUAGUCUAUUUUGGUGGUAAUGAUUCCAUGGGGCCUCACUCAUCUGGCCUAGGUCCUCAUGUAUCACUUCCUGAGUACAUAGAGAAUAUGAGAAAGAUUGCAGUUCAUCUCAAGAGCCUCUCUGACACCAUACGCAUCAUUUUCCUGAGCUCUCCUCCAGUUGAUGAGGAGAGGGUUCGAUCAGGCACAAGUGGAAUUUUUAGUGAGCUAGUACGAACAAAUGAGUUAUGCCAGAAGUAUUCAGAAGCAUGCAUAAAGCUAUGCCAGGAAAUGGGUGUGAAAGUUGUUGAUCUUUUCUCUGCACUUCAAAAAAGAAGCGACUGGACGACUGCUUGCUUUACGGAUGGAAUUCAUUUAGGUGCUGAAGGGAGCAAAAUAGUUGUGGAGGAGAUACUGAAGGUGCUGAAGGAGGCUGAGUGGAGUCCAUCUCUACACUGGAAAUCCAUGCCCACUGAAUUUCCUGAGGACUCGCCAUAUUAUCUUGUUGCCGCCAACGGAAAAACAACACUAAAUCCCUCUGACUGGACAUUUCACAGGGAAAUUCAAUGGGAAUAGGUGGUAGUACCAACUUUUUCACUAUGUUUUUCCUCCGUCUAGUAGGAAUUUAAGAAGAGCUAAUUUUACGAGAAUCAAACAUGAAAACUAGAGGGCUAAAAAAAGGUAAGGGUUUUCAGGAAGCCAUUGAGAAAAAUUAUUGCAAUUAAAUCUUUUAAGCGUUUAUGAACACAAUUUUAUUUUCAGUUCUAUUGUUUCUUGUAUAACAGUCAUUUUUUAAUGACAAAUAUGAAACCCAUCUCAUUUUCCUUCCAUAGAAA